AUGGCUGACUCAACAAUCAAAUUACCGGAUCUGGACCCCGUGGCUGUCGCCGACUUUCAUGACGCCCUCAAACGAUCAAAACGUAUGAUUGCCGUCAUAGGCGCAGGACUCUCGGUAUCUUCAGGGCUCUCAACCUUCAGAGGGGUCAGUGGACUAUGGAAGAACCAGGACGUGACCCAGGUCGCGUCGCUCGCGGGGUUCCGUCAUGACCCUGGCCUUGUCUGGCAGUUCUACACGUAUCGUCGGCAGGAGGCGCUCCGCGCGAAGCCAAACCCGGCUCACUACGCCCUAGCUGAGCUCGCUCGUCAAAUGCCCGGCUUCAUCGCUUUGACGCAAAACGUGGACAACCUCAGCCGGCUUGCCGGCCACCCGCCCGGCCAGUUGAAGGAGCUUCACGGCAAUCUGUUUACUUUGUCAUGCUUCGACGAAGCCGGGUGCGGGUACAUCGAGCGUGACAAUUUCGAGGCGUCUUUGGCACCCGCUCUUGACCCCUCCAAGGACGAGCAACAAACCAUCGGCAGCACAGAACCCAAGAACAAGCCCAAGGCUAGCCCUAUCCUCUUAGCUGGCAUCGCUCGGAAGAACGCGCAGAUCCUUGGCGACAAGUAUCAAAGCAGCAUCCCAACGACACAGGACAUGACCGCCCUCAAGCCUCCCGGACAACCAGCGAAUAACACGCCUGCUCUGACCCGGUUGUCUUCGGGGCUCUCGAAAGAGGAUUUGCCACAGUGUCCUAAAUGUAAGAAUAAUGCUCUCCGACCGGGGGUCGUUUGGUUUGGCGAGCCUCUGCCCAUCGACAUUGUAAGAGAGACUGAAGCGCUCUUCGAAAACCCCGAGCCCAUAGACCUUUGUCUCACCAUAGGUACUUCCAGCAAGGUUUGGCCAGCCGCCGGGUAUGCUGAUAUGGCCCGGAAGAAGGGGGCAAGGAUCGCUGUCAUAAAUACGUGCGCUGACGAUGCCAAAAAUAUACGGCCAGAACAGGACUGGGUGUUUGUCGGAGAUGCCGCAGUCGUCCUACCAGAGCUACUGAAGCCUAUCAUCCGCAAAGUACAAGAUAGGAGUAGUUGA
Molecule: messenger RNA, 1068 nt
Organism: Colletotrichum navitas
Lineage: Eukaryota; Fungi; Ascomycota; Sordariomycetes; Glomerellales; Glomerellaceae
Product: DHS-like NAD/FAD-binding domain-containing protein
Exons: 1
Coding region: 1-1068 (355 amino acids)
Cellular component (GO): nucleus
Molecular function (GO): histone deacetylase activity, NAD-dependent; NAD+ binding
Source: RefSeq, a predicted model, not a curated record